AUGACGGAGGAGAAUGUGAUGCGCAACAUCCGUAUCAGCAAGCUCGUGCUGAACAUCGGUGUGGGAGAGUCUGGCGAUCGUCUCACCCGCGCCGGCAAGGUGCUCGAGCAGCUGACCGACCAGAAGCCUGUGUUCUCGAAAUGCCGCUUCACCAUCCGUUCGCUUGGUGUUAGGAGGAACGAGAAAAUCGCCUGCCACGUGACUGUGCGCGGCAAGAAGGCUCUUGAAUUGCUCGAGCGUGGCCUCAAGGUCAAGGAGUACGAGCUUAAGAAGGAGAACUUCUCUGACACUGGCAACUUCGGUUUCGGUAUCCAGGAGCACAUCGAUUUGGGACUGAAAUACGACCCCUCCACCGGUAUUUACGGUAUGGACUUCUACGUGCAGCUGAUCAGGCCCGGCUACCGUGUCACCAAGCGCAGGAAGUGCAGGGCUAGGAUCGGCAAGAACCACAAGAUCACCAAGGAAGACGCCAUGAAGUGGUUCCAGGAGAAGUUCGACGGUAUUAUCUUCAACUAG
Messenger RNA from Babesia bigemina, 516 nucleotides. RefSeq names its product 60S ribosomal protein L11, putative. Lineage: Eukaryota; Apicomplexa; Aconoidasida; Piroplasmida; Babesiidae. Gene Ontology annotation, biological process: translation. Gene Ontology annotation, molecular function: RNA binding; structural constituent of ribosome. The transcript is spliced from 3 exons. The record is from RefSeq and is a predicted model, not a curated record. Gene Ontology annotation, cellular component: cytosolic large ribosomal subunit; ribosome. The coding region runs from base 1 to 516 and encodes 171 amino acids.